AUGGUCAAGCCCCACCACAAGCCGUUAGCAGCAUACCGGGUCUUGUCCUAUGUCUGCAUCGGCCUGCUUUUCCUCGCGGCCCUUUUCUCGCUCCUCGUCGGCCUCUCCCUCUCGAUAAUCAAGCCAAUAUAUAUCCUCAGAGUUUUCUCCACGCGGACGGGGCAGCCCGUGUCGUCUGUAGCGACUGAGCUACGGUUUGGUGUGUGGGGCGUUUGUGCAAGUAGUUCUCUCAGGCAGCCCACGUUUUUCAGCAACUUUGGACAAUGUUUUGGGCCACAAAUUGGCUACGCGAUACCCCAGUCGAUUAUAUCACUCUCCGGUGUCUCCCCCGAAAUCAUCAACGUCGUUCUGCAGAGCCUCUAUGUUGUACUCGUCCUCCAUUUGGUCGCAGCGGGAAUGUCUUUUCUCACCCUCAUCUCAUCACUCUUCCUGGCUUCGCACACACUCUCGAUCCUUGCGCUCGUUCUUUCGAUAGCCACGGCGCUAGUGAGCACGGUCGUCUUUGCCAUCGACCUCGCUGUCGUUCUGGUAGCCAAGGACAACAUCUCGCGGCUCGGCACCACGCUGCAUUUUUCUGCUGAAUGGGGCAACGGGCCGUGGUUAGGGCUUUCAGCAGCGAUUCUGACGUGGUUGGCGGUCAUUGCGCUCUCAGCCAGAGCCUGUUACUGCUUCGGAGUUCGGCAACACGACAAGUUUUAG
This is a messenger RNA of Mycena indigotica, 699 nucleotides long. RefSeq lists its product as uncharacterized. Gene Ontology annotation, cellular component: cell division site; growing cell tip; plasma membrane. NCBI's taxonomy places the organism in Eukaryota, Fungi, Basidiomycota, Agaricomycetes, Agaricales, Mycenaceae. Bases 1 to 699 code for a protein of 232 amino acids. The record is from RefSeq and is a predicted model, not a curated record. The transcript is spliced from 6 exons.